AUGUGGAGCACUGUUAACCAAGAGUCCCGCAAAGAAAGCCGAGAGAUAUCCGCAAGCUUUAUUUCUCGCCUUACGUUUGGCUGGAUUAAUGAAAUGGUGGACUUGGGCAACAUUCGACCGCUGGAGGAAAAGGACCUCUGGCGUGUUACGCCUGGUGAUGACGCCUUAUCACUGCAGUCUCGCUUCGAUCAACUCAGACAUAGGCGCGCAAGUCUGUUCUGGAAAAUUAUCCGAAUGUUUUGGAGGCAAAUGGCCCUGCAGCUCACCUUUGGGAUAUGUGCUGCCGUGCUGAAUUUUGCCAAGCCAGCCUUCCUGAAUUUACUCCUUGCUGCGAUCGAGGAUUCACAACAGUCACUCGCGAUGAAGGGCUAUCUCGUCGGCGGGAUGUUUUUUGCAACGCUUCUCAAAGUUGUGUGCGAAGGCCAGCUCUACCAUGUUGGUCGCAGAGUUGGCAUGCAGUCUGCCGCUCUUUUAAACACCGAAAUAUACAAAAAAACCCUCCGAAGAGCUCCGCAGCCAGGUUCAGCAGACGACGAUGAUGACCAAGGAUCCGGCAUGGGCAAAAUUGUUACCUUGAUGAGUGUCGAUACUGCGCGAGUAGGAGAUUAUCUCUGCUAUUCCCAUACGAUCUUGAUUACACCGGUGGAAAUUCUGAUCGCAACUGCUGCCCUUGUCUACAUUUUGGGCUGGCCGGCCUUGAGUGGCGUUGUUGUCAUGAUCUUGACGAUUCCUACAACGGCCUAUGUCGGGAAAUGGACUUCCAGGGCCGAAGAAACCCUGAUGGAAAAGACCGAUAAGCGAGUUGAAGUCACCAACGAGGUGCUAAAUGGUAUUCGAAUCAUCAAAUAUUUGGCAUGGGAGCCCCAGUUCUUUGACAAAAUCAGAGAGGCACGCAAGGCCGAGCUCGCAAGCUUGGUUCAAGUAUUUUAUGCCGAUCUCGCAAGCACUUUCAUUUGGCAGCUCUCUCCGCUGCUCGUGGCCUUUGUGACAUUUGCCACCUUUACCAAAUUGGCGGGCAAUCCCCUGGAUGCAACCACGGCAUUCACUGGACUGUCUCUCCUCAAUGCCUUGCGGCUACCCUUGAAUCAGUUUCCAAACGAGCUAGUGGACUUUUGGCAAGCACUCGUGUCGCUUAAGCGUAUCGAGGACUAUCUCAACCAAGAAGAGUUGGAGGAUACCUCUAAUUGCAGACCAGAGACCGCGCUGAGCGAGCAGUCCGGACGGGCCCAGCGGGCCCCCAAAGUCGGGUUUGAGCAAUCCAGCUAUGUCCGAUUUGUUCUCAAGAAUCUCAAUAUCGAGUUUCCUCUGGGAAAGCUUACUGUUGUUUGCGGACCCACCGGAUGCGGUAAAAGCAGCAUGCUUCUCGCCCUCUUGGGAGAUAGCCCGCAUCAAGUCGCAUAUGUGGCUCAAACGGCUUGGCUCUUCAAUGGAUCGAUCCGCGACAACAUAUGCUUCGGACGGCCAUAUGACAGGCAACGAUAUGCCCAAGUGAUUUUUGCAUGUGCCCUCGUUAGAGAUUUGCAGCAGCUCGAGGAUGGGGAUAUGACGGAAAUUGGUGAAAAGGGAAUCAAUCUUAGUGGCGGGCAGAAGCAGCGGGUUUCUCUUGCCCGAGCUGCCUAUAGCCGCGCGUCGGUGGUUCUCAUGGACGACCCACUAUCCGCCGUGGAUGCACCGACAGCGCGCCACAUAUUCCAGCACUGUGUUCUCGGGUUCCUCCAAGGCAGAACUCGAAUUCUGGUCUCUCACGCCGUUAGCUUGACUGCACAUCGGGCCGACAAGAUCGUGGUGAUGAAGGGCGGGGAAGUGGUCGCAGACGGUGCAUUCGAAACAGUAGCAAGCAGUGGCGUCUCGGCCAUAUUUGAAAACCUCGUGCUGCCUGAGGCUGGUCAAAUGCAAUCCGAGAAUGCCGUGGAGGAGGAGGAUAAUCUUGGAAUCACACAUGCAGAUGAUUCGAAUGCCAGAAAGUUGGUGGAAGAUGAGGAAAAAUCGACCGGAUCGGUUAGCAUCGAUGUAUACAAAACCUACUUCCAGGCCACAGGAGGGGCAAGUUUCUUGGUUCCGUUCUUAUCGGCUGUCGCUUUGAUCAACGGACUUCAGGUUCUCAGUGACUGGUGGAUCAAGAAAUGGACAGAGUCUGAAAGCUCCCUCAGCUUUGCCUCUGCGUUGGGCACGAUGUUCACGCUUAGUCCGGAUCGUGCCACCGAGUUCCAUUCCUGGUGGAAUAUGGUUGCGAAUACCUCCGGCAUUCAGUUUCAGUUGCUGAAUGGCAGCGUGGAUUUUUAUCUUGGAUGCUACGGUCUCAUCGGCGUUACACUCUUGCUUACGGAGCAAGCUUUCUCGUUGCUGGAGCUGAAAGGAUCAUAUCGUGCGUCCGAAAAGCUACACAGCGAACUGCUACACAGAAUUCUUCGAGCUCCCAUGCGGUUCUUUGAAACAACGCCUCUUGGGCGCAUCAUGAAUCGAUUUUCGCGUGACAUCGAACGAAUCGAUCAAAAUGUUAUCCAGAUCGUUGGGUCGUUUGUUUCCAUUGCCCUGGACUGCGUCACAAUCUUCUUGGUUAUUUCCAUCAUCACUCCUGUCUUUCUUGUAACCAUCGCUCCAAUCGUAUAUCUGUAUCUCAGAACGGCCCAAAAGUAUCUGAACUGUUCCCGUGAGCUCAAGCGGCUCGAUUCCGUCUCGCGGAGUCCUGUUUAUUCUCUACUCUCCGAAACACUAAAUGGCGUCUCCACCAUCCGUGCAUACGGUGACCAGCAACGUUUCACCGACAUGGUGUUUGAGAGGAUCGACGCCAACAAUCGAGCGCACUUUUGGCUCUGGACGACAAAUCGAUGGCUCGGAGUCCGGAUUGAGUUCAUCGGCGCUGUCGUCGUCCUCGCCGCCGCAGCGAUUGUCACGGCCACAGCAAUUCCGGCUGGAUUAGCGGGGCUAUCGCUGAUAUAUGCCUUACAGUUUACAGAUAUUUUGCUGUGGGUCAUCCGGAUCCACGCGCAAAUGGAGAUGAAUAUGAACUCAGUGGAGCGUGUGCGAGAGUAUCUCGAAAUUGAACAGGAGCCUCCUGGCAUCAUCGAAGGUCAUCGGCCUCCAGAAAACUGGCCCGAGAAUGGCGAAAUCCGCCUUGUCAACGUCUCGGCACAGUACACUGCCGACCAACCCAAGGUUUUGAAAGACUUGACAUUCACCAUCCAUGCCCGAGAGAAAAUUGGCGUCGUUGGGCGGACCGGGGCUGGGAAGUCGUCGCUAUCGCUGGUGUUAUUCCGGAUUCUACCCAUCAUCGAGGGCUCGAUCGUCAUCGACUCGAUCGACGUGUUUUCGAUUGGUCUACAGGAUUUGCGCUCGCGGCUCACCAUCAUCCCCCAGGAUCCCGUGCUCUUUGCGGGUACUUUGAGAACCAACCUUGAUCCGCUUGGCGAACACGAUGACUCAAAAUUAUGGAGUGCAAUUGGCCGGGUGCACUUUCUCGAAAGUUUCCACUCCGCGACGGAUGAAAAUAGUUCCAUCGGGCUCUCCGCAAAUCAACCCACGAUCACCCUGGAGACCAAGGUUGCGGAGAACGGAGGAAACUUUUCCCAAGGACAGCGACAGCUCAUUUGUCUUGCUCGUGCGCUUUUGCGCCGAAGCAAGGUCAUCAUACUGGACGAAGCCACGGCAAGUAUCGAUGCUGAAAGCGAUAGGCGUAUCCAAGAAACCAUCCGGAGCGAGUUUAGCGGAGCAACGGUUCUGUGUAUCGCCCACCGGCUGCGAACUGUGAUGGACUACGACCGCAUCAUUGUGAUGGAUCAUGGUCAAGUUGUCGAAAUGGACACUCCCCUCAAUCUCGUGCUCCAACAAGGAAGCGCUUAUCGCCGUAUGUGUGAAGAAACCGGUGAAUUGAACGAUCUCAUCCAAAUUGCAUCUGAUUCGGCACACAAGCGUCAUCCAAGUGGUGCACACUAGCUUGCCAAGCCAGAUGCCUGCAAGUUUCGGAGUUAUAUCUCGUCCCAACCAAAUACUGUUGCGUAUACGACGACAACGGAUACAACGUAUUCGGACAAAGCCAGUCUCCUCAAACCGAGAGAAUAGAGCAGUCGCAUUAGAGAUCAAGCCAACAGUUUCAUGGCAUUGUCAACGGUAUGGCCUCGAUUUGUCGGAUUGCG
This is a messenger RNA of Polychytrium aggregatum, 4133 nucleotides long. RefSeq names its product P-loop containing nucleoside triphosphate hydrolase protein. Gene Ontology annotation, molecular function: ATP binding; ATP hydrolysis activity; ABC-type peptide transporter activity. Bases 1 to 3933 code for a protein of 1310 amino acids. Lineage: Eukaryota; Fungi; Chytridiomycota; Chytridiomycetes; Polychytriales. The record is from RefSeq and is a predicted model, not a curated record. The transcript is spliced from 17 exons. Gene Ontology annotation, biological process: transmembrane transport. Gene Ontology annotation, cellular component: fungal-type vacuole; membrane.